GUCCUUGGGCCUGGGGUGGAGGCCAAGCCUGGCCCAUAAAUAGGGGUCUCCGCAGGGCCCUCCAUGCCUCCCGCACACCUCCCGUGCUCUGCCCACACCACUGGCACCAGGCCCCGGACACCUGCUCUGCUCCAGAAUGGCCGCUCCACGCCUGCUGUGGAUGGGGCUGGUCCUGUUGGGAAUCCUGGGGGUCCUGCAGACCCAGGCCCAGGCCCCGGUCUCUGUGCAGCCUGACUUCCAACAGGACAAGUUCCUGGGGCGCUGGUUCAGCGCGGGCCUCGCCUCCAACGCGAGCUGGUUCCGGGAGAAGAAGGCGGUGCUGUCCAUGUGCAAGUCGGUGGUGGCCCCGACCGCGGACGGCGCCCUCAACCUCACCUCUACCUUCCUUAGGAAAGACCAGUGCGAGACCCGGACUAUGCUGCUGCGGCCCGCGGGGACUCCCGGCUCCUACAGCUACCAGAGUCCCCACUGGGGCAGCACCUACUUCGUCUCGGUGGUGGAGACCGACUACGUGGAGUACGCCCUGCUGCACAGCGAGGGCAGCAAGGGCCCGGGCCAGGACUUCCGCAUGGCCACGCUCUACAGCCGCACCCAGACCCCCAGGGCUGAGUUAAAAGAGAAAUUCACCACCUUCUGCGAGGCCCAGGGCUUCACAGAGGAUACCAUUGUCUUCUUGCCCCGAAACGAUAAAUGCAUGACGGAGGCAGAAUAGGUGACCCCAGCCCUCGGACCACUCUGCUGUGCUCUUUCCUCCGAGCCCGAGUCCUUGCUCUCCCCAAAUUGCCUCUGUCCCC
Messenger RNA from Propithecus coquereli (Coquerel's sifaka), 794 nucleotides. RefSeq names its product prostaglandin D2 synthase 21kDa (brain) (gene PTGDS). NCBI's taxonomy places the organism in Eukaryota, Metazoa, Chordata, Mammalia, Primates, Indriidae. The record is from RefSeq and is a predicted model, not a curated record. Bases 137 to 712 code for a protein of 191 amino acids. The transcript has 7 exons. Gene Ontology annotation, molecular function: small molecule binding.